AUGCCACGCAAGAGGAAAGCCCCGAAGAGGGAGCCUUCUGAGGGCGACUCAAGAUCGAACAUCUCGUCCAACACUCACAACGACACUGCUAAUGUAGCUUCGACUUGCAUGCCGGCUCCCUCCGCAUUCCCUUCGACUCAUCGCCAGCCGACUGCUGAGCCUUGCUUGGUAGCGUCGCUUGCUCGUCAAGAUACCACAGAUGUGCAGCCGUCCAAAUGGGCAAGGGUGCUGUCUGACAAUGAGGAGGAUCGUUUGGGCAAGCUCGUCGGUCUCGAACGUUGGGUGGAAAGCGUUGGUCAUGGCAGAGGCGCCGCUGUCAGCAUCUGCGGUCAAGUCACCCGUCUGACUCCAUCCACAAGCUCGCCAUCACUGACCGCCUUCCUCGCCGAGCUCAGCUGCUUUCAGCCCAACAAUCCAGGCCAGCGCUCUGAACUCCAUAUCAGCUUCCAAGGGCAGCUUGCCCAGAAGGUUGCAGAACCCCUCCUCCUUCUGCACAGGCUCGGCCCGCCAGCUGUCAUCUACAUCUCUGGCUUUGCCGCUCAACUCUCUCACCUACAGCAAGGUAUGGCCUACGUCAUCUUCAAGCACGACCAGCUCGUCCUCAAGAUGUCGCCCCAACCGCCUUCGCAUGACCUCUCCGCACCAACUUCGGCAAUCUGGAUCGAGCAGCUGGCAACGCAUCCCAUAUUGGCUUCAGCGACCACCGCACCGCCAAGCUUGCGCCAUCAGCAGCCUUCUACCCAUGUACAGCCUCAACCCGCUGCAGGUGCAGCAGCCAACCCGGUCCAGCCUUCUCCGCCCAGCCAGCUGAGUGACUGGUUCUCAACACCUGACCCUUCCGGCAACGCACCUGUUCGACCAAACGCAGUCCCUGUGACCACAGUUGCCGCUGGAAACAUACUCACCAUGGCUGCCUUGCCACCAGCUCCACCCCAACCCGCUCAUCCCCAGGCGAUGCAGCCUCCGGCGGCUGCGCCCAGCGUCGUCAAGAGUGAAGCACAAGCAGGCACCUCUUCCUCUUCUACAUCUUGCUCACGUCCAGGCAGAGCAGCUUCGCGACAAGCUUCUGCAGCACCGCAACCACCAUGUCGCAAUGCACCUAAUGUCAAGCCUAAACGCAUGGGCAACUGCAUCUAUACGCCAAUGUCCAUGGUUCGCGAUGGCGAGCGUGCCAGCUUCGUCGGUGUUGUGGUCGCCGCCGGAGAUCCUCGCAGAUCCACCAGCGGCACACGCGACCUGGGCAUCAAGAUCACUAUCGCCGACGCUUCUUGCCUUUCUGGCACUGGCUACGCGAAACAGCUGGCUCGAUCGAUAACUGUCAUGCUCUUCGCACAACAAGCCGAGCGCAUCCCACAGAACAUUGCUCAAGGGCACAUCUUUGCUGUUCGCAGUGUACAAGUUCAGAUGUUCUCUGGAAAGCCUCAGGCCGUCGGCAAAUCGGCUGCCAACUGGAGUUGGGCUACCUACGAUCCUGUCUCAGGAGACCUUUGUGCUUCUUCCAACUUCCCGCUCGCUUCACAUACUCCACCUGAGUGCAGUGCCGAAGAGAUGGAGCAUUUUCGCGACAUGGCUAAUUCCUUCUCCGAGCUGCAAGGUGUAGAUGCCAAUGUCGUCACUCGGUCUUCUCGCCCUACUCUCAAGCUCAAGGAUGUCAGUGAGAAUACCUUUUUCGAUACCGUCGUUGAAGUGCUCAAGGUCUACACUCACACAUUGGCACCGGAUCUCUACGUCACAGACUACACCAAUCACUCGCUUUUCUAUCGCGGUAACGACAAGUAUCUUCGUCUCGAGAGUGAGGUUCCUUAUCCUGACGAUACGGAUGGAUGGGGACACGUCUUCCAAAUCAGUCUUUGGGACAGUCACGCGACCAUCGCAGAAGGUUUGCAAACGGGUGACAUUAUCCGCAUUCAGAACGUUCGACCCAAGCUCAACCCGCGUGGCCUCCUUACUGGUGGCCUGGGAAGUAGCACAGAUAGCGGCAUCAAGAUUCGAACGCUCAAACUGACCGACGAGGCACGUGUCGAGCUCGAGCAGCGACGUGCGCGAUUCAUGGAGACGCUCUUUGUUGCUGAGGAGGAAGCUGUUGCGGAUCAGGUGGAGCGUAAGAUGCAAUCCGCUAGUCAGCAACAACGGCAAGCUGAGCAGAUACAGCCGCCAGCGCCCGUGAUAGCACAACAAGCGGAAGCGUCGGCAGCUCGUCCCGUUCCAGCCCAGUCAGCAAACGCGGUCUCUGAUAAUGCAGCUGCAUCCGACACGGCAAUUCAAGUAGGUCUAUCUGCAGCACAAGCUGCAACGUUUGCAAGAACGCAGGAGAGCCCGGCACGCCGUGUUGAAGGAGCAACAGAAGCAAGUCCUACAGCGUCGACCCAACCGCCUUUCCCCACUCCGGCUCAACGACAGAUUCGCGCCAUGCAGCAGAUCACACCAUCUCGCACCACUGCACUUGGUAACAGUAGCAACACCAAGCGCGAUCGCGACGAUCUCUCCCUCGUCGAAACGCCGGAUCUGAAGGCAGGCAUGCUGAUGGGACCUCCUGGUGCUGUCAUGGAAGAGCGUCGUCCGCUGAUCCGCUGCAACGCUCCCGCCUCCAUUCCAUUAACAGCCCUGGCCGAGCUGCAGACAAGCUCACUUUGUCCAGGCAUGUACAAAGUCAAAGGACGCGUCAUCUCAACCAACCCAGCCAAAGUGGAGCAGUGGGCACGACUCGAGUGCAAAGCAUGCAAGCGUCUGCUCCCACUCGAUCAACGUUUCUGCACCAAGUGCGAGGAUGAAGAUGGCGAGUGCCUGUCGUACUGUUUGCGAUUCGCUAUCAUGCUGGAGGAAGUAGAUGCAGAGUUUGUCGCCAGGAAGCAGCAGCAGCGGAAUCAGAUCCAGACUGGAGAGAGUAGUGGAGAGAGUAGUGGAGAGAGUAUUGGAGAGAGUAGUGGAGAGAGUAGUGGAGAGGGAGGAGUGAAGAAGGUAGCGAUUCCGCUGCUGUUCCAUGGACGGAGCUCGGAUGUGUUGUUGCCAUGUGUUGAUGCCAAGGCAUUGUUCAAUGGAGAGAGAUCGUGUAUCAAAACGCUCAAGAGGUUUCAUGCGAGACUGUUGCAUCCGCAGGAGUAUGGCAAGCAUCCGGAACAGGUUCUUGCGGUCUACUCUUUCCCCUCCAAGGAGGCUGGAAGGACGGUGCGCAGGUUUGCUGCGCUGAAGGAGCUUAAUUGUCUGCACAACCCUCUCGAUCUUUUGUAA
This is a messenger RNA of Ustilago hordei, 3228 nucleotides long. RefSeq lists its product as uncharacterized. The record is from RefSeq and is a predicted model, not a curated record. Gene Ontology annotation, molecular function: G-rich strand telomeric DNA binding; telomerase inhibitor activity. Bases 1 to 3228 code for a protein of 1075 amino acids. Gene Ontology annotation, biological process: regulation of telomere maintenance via telomerase; telomere capping. The transcript has a single exon. Gene Ontology annotation, cellular component: nuclear telomere cap complex; chromosome, telomeric region. NCBI's taxonomy places the organism in Eukaryota, Fungi, Basidiomycota, Ustilaginomycetes, Ustilaginales, Ustilaginaceae.